Molecule: messenger RNA, 4311 nt
Organism: Canis lupus familiaris (dog)
Lineage: Eukaryota; Metazoa; Chordata; Mammalia; Carnivora; Canidae
Gene: ZNF432
Product: zinc finger protein 432
Exons: 5
Coding region: 402-2360 (652 amino acids)
Biological process (GO): regulation of transcription by RNA polymerase II; central nervous system development
Cellular component (GO): nucleus
Molecular function (GO): DNA-binding transcription factor activity, RNA polymerase II-specific; RNA polymerase II cis-regulatory region sequence-specific DNA binding
Source: RefSeq, a predicted model, not a curated record
GCCGGAAACCCGUAUUCGGUUCUCCAUAGAAACGCGCCAGAAACGCGGCUGACCCUCGUCAGGUGUUCUCGGGAGAUGAGUCUAAGUGAGGGGACUAGAGCGAAGGAAGUUUAGGGAAGUAAGUUGGGCCCUGAAGAGGUCGCUGCAGGCUCAGGAGAGAUUCCAGUCCGCGUGUGGGUCUGUCGAAAAGGGUUGGGGGGAGAUGGGCGGCCUCUCGGCCUCUGGGUCCUGACAGGAGACAAGAAAUAAAUGAAGAAAAAGGAGGUUCCAGGACCUAGGUAGUGCCAUCUCUGGACUACUUUUGAUUGGUGACUAGAUUUUUAACUAGAAAUUUAGAGCAUAUCUGGAAGAGACACAAACAGUAUACAUCAGUUGCUGGCUGUUUCUCAAAACAGAAGAAAAUGAUCAAUGCCCAGGGAUCACUGACACUGGAGGAUGUGGCUGUGGACUUCACCUGGGAGGAGUGGCAGCUCCUGGCCCCCGCCGAGAAGAACCUGUACCGGGACGUGAUGUUGGAGAACUAUAGGAAUCUGGUGUCAGUGGGAUAUCAAGCCAGAAAACCAGAUGUACUCUCCAAGCUGGAACAGGGAGAAGAACCGUGGGCAAAACAGAAGGAAGUCCUCCAUGGAACCCGGCCAGAAACUAGCAAAGUUGAUAAUCACCUGCAGCAUCAUUGGGAAAAUCCAAGAAUGCCAAAAUUAGGUAUGGAACCAUACCACAAACACAAUGCAUUUGGAAAUACUGUUCCUCAAAGCAAAAGUCAUUUUCCUUUCAGGCAAAAUCAUAUGUUUGAGUUCUGUAUAAAAACUUUGAAAUCAAAUUUAAGUUUAGUCAAUCAAAGCAGAAGCUAUGACAUUAAAAACUCUACUAAAUUCAGUGGAGAUGAGAAAUUAUUUCUUCAUGAUAAGCAUGAAGAUUUUCAUUCUGCUGUUAAAUUCCCUGUAAGUGCAAAACCAAUUAGCAAUAAGUCCCGAGUCAUUAAGCAUCAGAGAACUCAUGAAAUAGAGAAACCUCAUGUAUGUAGUGAAUGUGGAAAAGCCUUCAUUAAGAAGUCUCAACUCACAGAUCAUCACAGAGUUCAUACUGGAGAGAAACCUUAUGGAUGCAAUAUUUGUGCGAAGGUAUUCUCCAGAAAGUCCAGGCUCAAUGAACAUCAGAGAAUUCAUAAAAGAGAGAAAUCCUUUAUAUGCAAUGAUUGUGGAAAAGUCUUCACCAUGAAGAGCCGUCUAAUUGAACACCAGCGAACUCACACUGGAGAGAAACCCUAUGUAUGCAGCGAAUGUGGAAAAGGUUUCCCAGGGAAGCGUAAUCUCAUUGUACAUCAGCGAAAUCAUACUGGAGAGAAAUGCUAUGUAUGCAGUGAAUGUGGAAAAGGCUUCACUGGAAAAAGCAUGCUCAUCAUACACCAGCGAACUCAUACAGGAGAGAAGCCCUACAUCUGCAGUGAAUGUGGGAAAGGCUUCACUACGAAGCACUAUGUCAUCAUACAUCAACGAAAUCACACAGGAGAGAAACCCUAUAUAUGCAAUGAAUGUGGGAAAGGUUUCACAAUGAAGAGUCGACUGAUUGAACACCAGCGAACUCAUACAGGAGAGAAACCCUAUGUAUGUGAUGAAUGUGGAAAAGGAUUUCCCAGGAAGAGUAAUCUCAUUGUACAUCAGAGAAAUCAUACAGUAGAGAAAUCCUACAUAUGCAGUGAAUGUGGAAAAGGUUUCACCGUGAAGAGCAUGCUCAUCAUACACCAACGAACUCAUACUGGAGAGAAACCCUACAUCUGCAGUGAAUGUGGGAAAGGCUUUCCCUUGAAGAGUCGCCUGGUCGUACAUCAGCGAACACAUACUGGAGAGAAACCCUAUAAAUGCAGUGAAUGUGGGAAAGGUUUCAUUGUGAAUAGUGGACUGAUGUUACAUCAGCGAACUCAUACAGGAGAGAAACCCUAUAUAUGCAAUAAAUGUGGAAAAGGUUUUGCCUUUAAGAGCAACCUUGUGGUACAUCAGCGAACUCAUACUGGAGAGAAGCCCUUUACGUGCAGUGACUGUGGAAAAGGCUUCACCAUGAAACGCUAUUUAAUCGUACAUCAACAAAUCCAUACAGGAGAGAAAUCCUACAUAUGCAAUGAAUGUGGUAAAGGCUUUGCUAUGGAAACUGAGCUCAUUUUACAUCAGCAAAUUCAUACUGGAGAGAAACCGUAUGCAUGUAAUGAAUGUGGUAAAGGCUUCACUGUGAAAAGCCGACUAAUCAUUCAUCAGCGAACUCAUACAGGAGAGAAACCUUUUAUAUGCAGUGACUGUGGAAAAGGCUUCUCCUCAAAGAGAAAUCUUAUUGUACAUCAGAGGACUCAUAAUGGAAACAAACCCUAAUGACACAAUGAAUAUGGUCACACCCUCAGGAGGAAAAUAUGCCUUGUCCAACAUAAGAAAUUUCACACAGGAUUGACUUCCUUUAUUUGUACUUACUGUGGAAAAUCCUGUUCAUUACCCACCAGGGAAUGUAUGCAGGAGAAAAACUGUAUGUAUGCAGAUUAUGUGAGAAAGCCUUUAAUACCAAGUCAGCACCCAUUGUACAUCAAAGAAUUCAUAGAAUAGAAAGACUCUAUGGAUUCAAUAAUGGGGGUCCACCUUUCUCUCAUUUGUCAAGCCUUGUUUAUACACACAAUAAAUGUAUAAGUCAAGGUACAUAAUUCUUUGCAGAGAAUCUGAACUCAUGACAUACAAGUGAACUCCUGCAGGGUACACACCAUGAUAGUUCAGUAAACUCAUAAGACAUCAGUGUGCUCCAAGGAUACCUGAAUAUAGUCAGUAUAGAUUAACUAGCCUGUUGCUAGGUUUUCACCCUUGGAAAAUUAUGGAAUUUGCAUAGGAGUGACGUUUAAUGAAUGCAGAGAAUGUGCUAGUGCCUUCAAUGAUCAAUUACCUCACAUUGUAUGUCAAAAUAGGAAAAAAAUACCCUUAUAUGUUCAAUGCAGAAAAGUCCUGAGGAAACAUUUCAAGGUAAUUACAUAUCUGAAAAGUAUAUAUUAAGAUGAAUUCUUAUGGAUGGAGAGAGUAGAAAAGCCUCCUAUGGGAAUAAAGACCCUGUCUCAUCAGUGAUCAAAAUAGAUCACCAGUGAGCUUACACACAGUAGCAAUGUGAUGAUUGUGGGAGAGCCUUUGCCUAGAAGCAAAACUUCAAUAAUUGUGUGAUACUCAUGUUGAAGGAAAAUGGCAGUAAAUAUGGCAGGAUUUUAGCAAUACAUUCUGCCUCAUCAUUUCUCAUGAAUUCAUACAGAAAAAAAAAACCUCAUGAACACACUAAAUGGGGAGAAAAUAACAAAAUAUCAGAAAUUUUGAAGGAAAGAAACCUCAAGAAAAUGAUGCAUACCUGAGUAUUUCAUCACAAGUCUAAACUAUACCUGAUGUCCAUUCUUGGGGCUGGAUACCUUGAGCCAUAUUCUCAGUGAUGCCAUAAUUUUAAAGUAGGCUGUUCUCAACACUGAUUAAAGUUUCAUGCAGGGGUGUUCUGUGUCCAACUUGUGUCAUAUUAUUGGCACUUGCAUUACUUAGGUCCUAAAGUCAUCUCUUUCAGCCAAAAAGAAAAAGGAAUAUAUUUAUAAAAUGUAAUUUAACAUAUUUGGGUGUAUUUAUUCAAUUUAUAAGUAGUGUUAAGUAGUUUACAAAAAUAACGUGAUUUUUCUAAAUUUUUUGAAAUAAUUUUAGACUCACAAAAUAUAUGAAGUAUACAAACUUCCUGAGUACUUGUACUUGGCUUCUUCAUUGACAUUAUCUUACAUAACCUUAAUACACAAUCAAAACGAAUGAAAUGACAUUGGUACGAUGCUGUUAAGUAAACUAUAGACCUUAUUUGGUUUUCACUAGUUUAUGCAUGCAUUUAUGUGAGGUUUUGUUUUGUUUUUUAGUGUAGAGUAGUAAGAAACUUUACCACAUAUGUAGAUUCCUGUAAAUCCCACCACAGUCAGGAUGCAGAAUUGUGCCAACACAAAAACAUCCAUGUGCUGCCCCUUUAUAAUCACAUUCUCCCCCACAACCCUGACCCAUAGCAACCACUGACCAGUACUCCAUCACUCUGAUUUAGUCAUUUCAAGGAUUCUGUUAAAAUGGAAUAAUACAGUGUAACCUUUGGGAUAGGCUUUAUUUCAUGCAGCAAAUUGCCCUUAAGAGUCAUUCAAUUUGUUGGGCAUAUAAAUAGUUUUAGUUUUUGUUACUGAGUAGUAUUCUUUUGUUAUGAAUGUACCAUAAUUUCUCUGUUCAGUGUUGAUGGACUUUGGGUUGUUUCUAGUGUUUCGCUGUUAUGAAUAAAGAUGCUAUGAAUCCA